Molecule: messenger RNA, 2057 nt
Organism: Crotalus tigris (Tiger rattlesnake)
Lineage: Eukaryota; Metazoa; Chordata; Lepidosauria; Squamata; Viperidae
Product: avidin-like
Exons: 4
Coding region: 659-1702 (347 amino acids)
Molecular function (GO): biotin binding
Source: RefSeq, a predicted model, not a curated record
GUCUGAAAGGAGCUCCUGGGGCCAUCUCAGACCCAUCAUAUUUUAAUGCUUAGCAGGACCAUCAAGGGUUUGGGGUGACCCCCUAAUCAACCUGAUAUUUUUGACACACUGUGUGUUUUAGUUGAUUAUGGGAAUGCAGUGGAUAUAAUGAACAUUGACUUCAGCAAAACAUUUGACAAAUAUCAAUGAAAUCCUGGUGAAGAGAAAGGCAACCUGUGGCUGGCCUACACUACCAUUAAAUGGAUAGAGCCUGUGGAGAGCUCAAACUCAACAAGGGCUUAUUAAAGGAUGCAGAUCUGAUUGAAAGGAAGUGAGGAAUUGCAGGGCUCCAUUUUAGGCGUUGUGCUGUUUGACAUAUUUAUAAUUAAGUUAAUUUAGGAGUUAGAAAGCAUUGUAAUCAGUUUUGGACAUGAUACGAAAUGAGGGGAUAUAAAAUAUUACAGAGGGCAGAAUGAAGAUUUCAAAAGAUCUUUAAAAGCUGGAAUCAGGAUGAUUCAUUUCAACAGGGAUAAAUGCAAAGUCCAAAGUAUGUGUAGAAACAGGGAAUCAAACGCUGCAGGAUAGUAUUGGGGUCCCCAACCCCCCCCCCCGUCUGUGUACAGGUACCAGGCUGUGGCAUGCCAGGAACCAGUCCCCACAAAAAAGUAAUGCUGCAUCCAUGAGAUGCAGGCAGUACACAGAACCACGCCCCCUCCGGUCCACAGAAAAAACUCUCUCCACAGAAUCAGUCCCUGGUGACCAAAAGGUUGGGAACCUCUGGUAUAGAAAAGCCAUACAGGAUCCUGCAGAAGGAGGUUACUAUGGACCCUCUGGGCAGGCAGAAGAUACAGGCCAGGUCUUUAUGAAUCAGAUGAGCAGAGAGGCUACCAGAGAGGCCUGCAAGAGUGAUGGGGGGGGGCAAUUAUCCUGGCAUCCUGGUCCUCCCUUGCUGACAACUUCAUUUGGUGAAAGAAAGAGCAAGAUGGAGCUAACCCAGAAUCCCAGGCCGAGUUCAGCACCUCGGAGCUCCCUCUGGACCUUCUCAGGGUGGUCUCUGCUGCCCUCCCCAGGCUGGGCUUCUCUCUCCAAAGCUUCACAGAGCUGCUGUGGGGCGCACGGCAGGGCUGGUCCUCGUGAGCCUCCUCAUUCCUAUGGGUGUCGUCUGAAUUCGGAAGGGGCCAGGCGGGGACCCGGGUUUCGGCAGCCGGAAGAGAGGCGGGAGAAGCGAAGCAGUAACGCCGGAACCCAGCUGGCGGCUGCUAUGCCAAUAAAACAAGGCUUCUGUUGCCCCAGAAACGCUUCCUUCCCCCCGUCGGGGAAUCCCGGCCUCCAUGCCGCCGCUGUUCUUCUGCCCGACGGGAAUCCCACGAAGUGCUCCCUGCUCGGCACCUGGAAGAAUGACCUCAACUCCACCAUGGAGAUCCCCAGCGUCAGUAACACGGGGGUGUUCAGCGGCCUCUACAAAACGGAAGUCUCGAGCUCCGGCAAGCCCGUCCCGUCAUCCCCGCUGCAGGGCAUCCAGCACCUGGGGUCUCAACCCACCUUUGGCUUCACCGUCAGCUGGAAAGUCACUGAAUCCAUCACAGUCUUUGUGGGCCAGUGUCUGAUGGACGAGAACGGAAAGGAGCAGCUGAAGACAACCUGGCUACUGCGUGCGAAGUGUCUCUUGAGAGGACGACCAACGGUUUGCCUCUCUGGAGGAUGUUUCCGCAGCCAGGGCUGAGCAGCUCCUGCGGGGGAGGCUGGAGACCCCAUUUCUGCCACUCCCCCCACAAAGAAACAGAGCAAAGCUUUUGAGGAGGUUCCCCAGAUCGCUCUCACUGACAAGUGUGGUUUGGGUGGCAACACAGUCUGGGUUGCCCACUGCUGGCAACACUUGGACAGUUGGCAUAAAUUGCUCUACUCAAAUUAAAGAGCAGUAGUCCAGCACAGCCCCCACAUUUGUAUGGGGCAAAGAGGCCACCUGGGUGCCUUCCCCCAGCACAAGGCCUGCAGCUCUUCUGCUCCCCUCCAAAGAGGCCACUUUUCUGGCCACCUGGAGGGAGCUGCUUCAAGGGAGCCCCAAACACCGAGGAGAC